This is a messenger RNA of Ahaetulla prasina, 1511 nucleotides long. RefSeq names its product FA core complex associated protein 24 (gene FAAP24). NCBI's taxonomy places the organism in Eukaryota, Metazoa, Chordata, Lepidosauria, Squamata, Colubridae. Gene Ontology annotation, cellular component: Fanconi anaemia nuclear complex. The record is from RefSeq and is a predicted model, not a curated record. Gene Ontology annotation, biological process: interstrand cross-link repair. Gene Ontology annotation, molecular function: chromatin binding. The transcript is spliced from 5 exons. Bases 207 to 851 code for a protein of 214 amino acids.
UGUUGGAAAAAGACGGAAGCAGGAACUACUGGCGAUAGCUGGUAGAAGAGCUUUAAGGGAUAAAUGGGAGCCUCUCUUGGUUUGCUUGCGUGUAUGCGCCCGUUCGCACGUGCAUUUUUAAGGCGCUGGAAGAUCUUAGAGAUUGCUGUGCAGGAUCUUUAAGCGGUAAGGACAAAUAUCCUUACAAGUGCGAAGGAAGUUUAAUAAUGGCAAAUGAUAGCACCCCGGUCCGAGCAGGAGCUGGAAAUGUUCCUUUGGGCCAUGUGAUUGGCAAUGAGAAAUGGAAGGGUUCCCAGAUUGCUCAGGAGAUGCAAGGUAAAGUUAAGCUUAUUCUGGAAGAUGGUCUGGGACUCGUGGACUUUCAUCUUUCAAACAGAUGCUGCAUCCUCUACAUAUCUGAAGCAGAUCUGGUGGCAGGAAAUGGCUUCAAAAGAAGACUGGUUCGUUUUAGAAAUGCUUGCAAUCUUCAAGGGAUUGUAUUAGUUGAGAAAACCCAAAUAAGCAACCAGUAUUUUCCAGAAGUGGGGAAGUUUGUCGUUCUGGAACUCGGAAUGACAUUACUUCCGGUGGCCAGCCAAAAAGAAGCAGCUCAACUUAUUGCUCAAUUCGUGCACGAACAAACUAAAACCAGUCACCCUUUCCAAAGUAAGCAAUGUACCAAGUUAUUGGAACCGUCUGUACUCCAUACAGUUCAGCAGAUUCCAGGUGUUGGAAAGACAAAAGCACUUCUUCUUCUGGAAAACUUUGGAAGUAUCCAUCAGCUUUGCAAUGCCUCUCUCCAGGAGCUCGAAGGAGUAGUUGGCCGCAGCCUAGCGCAACAAAUCCAUGCAUUCUUCACCCAGGCAAAAUAAUCUGUGUUUUUCAACAUCGGUGAUAAGUUUUUGAAAGGCUGGAAGUUCCCUUACGCACAAAGGAGCUUUCAUUUUCAUCUGAGGGGCAAAUAAAUCAGGAAAUUAUUUUAAAUCUCCGAGUUUUCUCCAUCUGGGCUUUGUAGGGUAUGCUUUUGGCUUUCAACCACAUACAGCUGGACACGAUGUCACCUUUUAUGAAUAACAUUGAACGCUUUUUCCUGGAGAAUUAGCUGCAGUACCAACAUCCUCUUUUGUCUUCCUUUAAAAUAGUUCUUGUUCGUUUAUUAAUAAGUACAUUCUUCUUCAUGUCAAUCUCAGCUGCUUCUUAAAGGAACAGUCAAAUAAGCCAGAUUUCAUCUCUUUUUGUUAAGCCUGUUGAAAAAUAGGGGAGACUCAGAGUUACUUUUAAGUCGAAAAAGAACAGGUUGUCCAAUGGAAAUGAAUUUUAAGUUUGUUCUGUGGGUGGUCCCCUGCUGUCCUAUUGCAGAAGAGAAGCCUAACCCGUCUACCUGUCUUUUACCUACCUUUCAUAGCUUGUUUAGGGAGAAGUUAUGAAUUCUGAGCAUCAGAACUGCCUUGAACGGAUCAUUUACUGACCGUUGGGAACUGUUAUUUAAUGUGUUUGAUUUUUGUAUCCAUUAAAAUCAGGGGUCAAAUCAG